AUGACGAGUACUUCAAUAGGAUAUAAUCCUGAAAAUAAUACCAAAUUUUUGGAAUCCCUGCAAGCCGAUUUAAAAACACUCAGUUCUGAAACUAAAAAAAAAUAUCCACAAAUAAAAGAAUCAUGCGAAGAAUGUAUGGCAAAGCUGAGAACAGCUAUAAACAAUCCAGGAACUCCGAUUUAUCCUAUUGUCAAUCAAAUUCUAUAUCCUCUGGUCCAAGGAUGUGAGAGUAAGGAUGUUAAAAUCAUUAAGUUUUGUUUGGGAAUGAUGCAAAGACUGAUAACCCAGCAAGCAAUAGAUCAAAAAGGAGCUCGUUAUAUAACAGACACAUUAUGGAUGUUAAUGGAGCUCGGUAUGGAGGAAGUAAAAGUACUGCAGACAGUAACUCUAUUACUGACAAGCAACACAAUUGUCCACGGAGAAAUACUGUCGAGGAACCUAGUGCUGUGCUUCAGACUCCACUUUACCAAAGACUCGACAACGAUAAACACAGCGAGUGCAACAGUAAGACAACUAGUGUCAUUAGUAUUCGAACGUGUGAUAGCCGAAGAUGAGAAAAAUCCAAGUGAAAUUGAAAUGGAGAAAACCGUGUUGGAAGAAUUGAAAGCGUGCACCGGGCAGCCGCCAAAGGGACUGGCUCCCUGUGCUGCUGAUGCUUUUUUGAUGUUUCAGGACCUCGUGCAAUUAGUAAACGCCGACUCGCCGUACUGGCUGAUCGGAAUUACCGAGAUGACGAGGACUUUUGGGCUGGAGCUUUUGGAGUCUGUCCUCACAAACUUCUCCUCUGUAUUUUUUAAGCAUCCGGAAUUUAGUUUUUUACUGAAAGAACGCGUCUGUGCGUUAGUUAUUAAAUUGUUCUCACCUAAUAUUAAAUACCGUAAUUCUGUACCUGCUUCAGUACAGCAAGCCACGCCUCUUGAUAAACCGUAUUUUCCAAUAAGCAUGAGACUUUUGAGAGUUGUUUCUAUAUUAGUACAAAAAUAUCAUUCAUUACUGGUCACUGAGUGUGAAAUAUUUUUAUCAUUAAUUGUAAAAUUUUUGGAUCCCGACAAGCCAGCCUGGCAACGAGCUUUAGCGCUCGAAGUUUUGCACAAAAUGACAGUACACACCGAUCUUCUAACAAGCUUCUGCGAGUGUUACGAUUUAAAGCAACAUACCACGCAUAUUUUUCAAGAUAUAGUCAACAGUUUGGGUGCUUACGUACAUAAUCUUUUUAUUAAUUCACCUGUUGCGAGUCAAGCUGCUGGAGCCGCAGUCCAAUCAGCACAAGGAGCAGCGCCAAGUCUGCUAGCGGGGAUGCCAGUGGGCCCAGGAGUAACACCCCAACCCGGUUUCUAUUCCCGAGGCGUCUGGUUACCAGUAGUAGCAACUUUCUCCAGUGGUCAAGCCAAGUCAGUCUACUUAGAAAUGCUGGAUAAAAUAGAACCACCACAAAUUCCUGACGGCUACGGAAUAAGUAUCGCGUACGCAUGUUUGCUCGACAUAAUAGGCUCGAUAUCUCUCGCAAUUCUAGGAUCUAAAGAGCAGAACGGUAAAAAUCGUUGCAAUGCAACAGAAGCCGAGCGCAAAUUACACAUACAAUUAAUAAACUCAAGCUGGUGCGGACUAUUAGCAGCAUUGAGUCCCCUAGUCGACGCCAGUACCGAUGAGACAGCUACAGAGAAUGUCUUAAAAGCGAUACAGAGUUUCGCAUCGCUCUGCGGUCUACUAGAACUCCAAACUCCCCGAGACGCAUUCAUAACAGCGAUCUGCAAAGCGUCUUUACCUCCACACUACGCUCUGACUGUCCUAAACAACGCGCCCCAGGGGAUUCCGUCAGCCCGUUUACAAGAACCGAGCCAGUACAAUCCUUCAACAAUGGGCGAGCAGGACUACCGUCAGCAGGUAGUGGUGGUAGGAACGCCUCUACCAACAGCUUCACUCCCAAUUGGAGCGCAGCAAAUUUCCGUAAUGCUGACUGCCAAAAAUCUGCAAUGCAUGCGUGCGUUGUUAAUGCUAGCGCAUUGCCACGGAAGCAUCCUCGGCAGCGCCUGGCACUUGGUGCUCACGACCCUCCAGCACCUGGUCUGGAUCCUCGGCCUCAAGCCUUCUACCGGCGGAUCUUUAAAAGCCGGAAGAACAGUCACAGACACCAACGCCGUGCUAACAACAGCAGUGAUGGCUGAUCUUCCAGUGCUCAGCGCGAUGCUGAGCCGACUUUUUGAGAGCAGUCAGUACCUGGACGACGUCGCCUUGCACCACCUCAUCGACGCACUCUGUAAAUUAAGCCAGGAAGCCAUGGAGCUGGCUUACUCAAAUAGAGAGCCUUCUUUGUUCGCAGUAGCCAAGCUUUUGGAAACUGGCUUAGUAAAUCUUCCGCGAGUGGAAGUUCUCUGGCGACCUUUGACCAACCAUUUACUAGAAGUCUGCCAGCAUCCGCACAUAAGAAUGCGUGAGUGGGGUGUCGAGGCGAUAACCUACCUAGUAAAAGCAGCCUUGCAGCACAAGUACCCUCAGCCUCUUCGAGACAAUCAAAAGCUUCAAACUCUCUUACUGGGGCCUCUAGCAGAACUGUCUUCAGUCGGACAUGCCGACGUGCGUCACCGUCAACUCGAGUGUGUUCUCCAAGUUCUCCAGGGUGGAGGAGAGACUCUAUUCCACGGCUGGCCCCUAGUACUCGGUAUCAUCGGCGCUGUUUCUGAUCACCACGGUGAAACUCUGGUUCGCAUCGCGUUCCAGUGUCUCCAGUUAGUAGUCACAGACUUUUUACCCGUCAUGACCUGGCGAUGUCUUCCACUCUGCGUCGACACGGCAGCUAAAUUCGGCUCACAAACCCAAGAGCUAAACAUUUCUUUGACUGCUGUGGGACUAAUGUGGAAUUUAAGCGACUACUUUUUUCAGAACCAAGAAAAAUUGUGUCAUUCUUUAAAAGGCGACACCGGUUCAAUAUUCCCCGAUUUUCCGGGCACGACAAACAUGCCACCAUUCGACAAACUCUGGAUGUGCCUUUACACAAGACUAGGAGACCUCUGCGUGGAUUCAAGACCAGCUGUCCGUAAAUCAGCCAGUCAAACAUUAUUCUCGACAAUUUCUGCCCACGGAGGCUUGCUCAAUCAGCCAACUUGGCAAGCAGUCCUCUGGCAGGUGUUAUUCCCGCUUUUAGACAAGGUGCGUAAUUUAUCCAGCUCUGCCAGUAACGAAAAAGUCGACACCAGCGGGAACAUUCUGAUCCACCACAGCAGAAACACUGCGCAAAAACAGUGGGCAGAAACCCAAGUUUUAACUCUAAGCGGAGUCGCAAGGGUCUUUAAUACAAAAAGACAAUUACUUCAAAUGUUAGGAGACUUUCCUCGUGCUUGGUCACUUUUACUUGAGUUCAUCGAACACUCCGCGUUGAGUAAGAACAACGAAGUAUCUUUAGCAGCUCUGAAAUCUUUCCAAGAAAUUUUAUACAUUCAAAAAAACGGUGACAAUACCGAAAGCAUGCCUGCUGGAGAGCCAGAGAAUCUUUGGUUCGUCGCCUGGCGCGUCUGGCUAAAUAUAGGUAUGGAGAGCGCAACUCCCCCCAAUGACGACGAAGUAGAGCCCUAUGUUCCUUCUCAAGCAUUCCUCGCUGCGCUUGUUCAGAUAUUUCCUGCUUUAUUCCAGCAUAUCAGGAAAAAAUUCACGGGCUCAGAUCUCAAAAAAUUAUGCAAAGUCUUGAAAAACGUCGUGCAAGUUCCAGUUCAUGGAGAAUCGACCCCGUAUAUUCUCCCUACGGUGCCAGACGUCGUGCUGACUCAGCUGCAAGACGGAGUGCUUCAUUCAAUGGAACUUCUUCAGAAAGAAGCGCUUACAGGCGCUGACAAUCUCCGAACUAUGAUUGGCUCGAUAUUUCUGCAAUUGUUGAACUUUACCAAACUCGCUUGUCACGCGCCUACUUACGGGAAGUUGACAACGAAGCAUUUGUCCCAAGUAAGAGGCAUGUCUGCUGACUGGGUGAGUAUGAACUACGUACCUUUUGGAGAGAAAGCUUUAACUAUGGUCGUUAAUUUGUAUCAAAAAACAGCUGCUGAGCAAGUUGUGAUUGAUGAAGAAAUUUUGAAGCACAUUAUUGAAGCGCUGAGAGUUCCCUUGGCGAUGAAGUACGCCUGUCCUUCUUCCACCACGUGGAAGCUAGCUGUGACGAGUCUGUUAGCUGUUUUACACACUGGGUUACCAUUGGCUAGGAUGUAUCCCGAAAAAUUCCAAAGCAUGUGGCCGGUUUUGGCUGAUACUAUGGAUGAAUUCUUGUUCCCCAAAAGUGUGGUUAAAGUUGAGAGGAACAUUGAUGAGAUCCAAGCUGAUGAAGCGGUUGAUUGUCAAGUUAUGGAGCUGCUUAGAGAUAAAGUUUUACCGCAUAGUCAACACAUACCGCAUCAGUUUAUUUUAAGGGUGAUCAUGUUGCUGAACAAGGGCUCGAUACACUCCGCAACUUCUACGAAUAUUGAAAUGAACGGAGAGACUAAAUUAAGGGAAGAGUUUGCGAAAACUUGCUUUGAAACUUUAUUGCAGUUUUCAUUACUUGAAGGGCUGAAUAAUGUUCCCGAAUUGUCGAUUGAAAAUAAUACUAAAGAUUGUGAUGAAGGUGGUAUCGCUGGACGGUUAGCUGUCACUGCUCUGCUUCAUAGAUUUCAGGAGGUCCUUUGGCGGUACAUCGAAGAUGAACGACGAAGUAGCAAGUGUCCGUUGCCUCGGUACAGAAUGUCAGAGAUUUCAUUUGUAUUAAAAGCUGUUGCCACUCUUGUUGUUUCUCUUAAAAAGGCUCCGGCUAAUAAAGUCGAAAGGUCUGUUUGGAUGCAAUUAAUUGAACUUUACCCUUGUCUAGUUGAGUGUAAUUUGGCGACAGCUUCUCCGCAAGUGUCUAGGUCGCUCAGAGAAGCUCUUAUGCAGUAUCAUGAUUUAUUAAGACCUCCUCCUGAUAGUCCGCUUACGUCGAAUGGUGUUUGA
This is a messenger RNA of Cotesia congregata, 4947 nucleotides long. NCBI's taxonomy places the organism in Eukaryota, Metazoa, Arthropoda, Insecta, Hymenoptera, Braconidae. The record is from the annotation of a GenBank genome assembly.